Dermacentor albipictus is the source of this 2161-nucleotide messenger RNA. RefSeq lists its product as uncharacterized. NCBI's taxonomy places the organism in Eukaryota, Metazoa, Arthropoda, Arachnida, Ixodida, Ixodidae. The record is from RefSeq and is a predicted model, not a curated record.
ACGAGCCAGUGACACGAGCCUGCCACCGUGGCUAUCCCAGCGGCUUCUGGCCGCGGCGCCAUGGCGCUUGUGUCGGCCGCAUGGCCAGCGCUGCUUCUCACACUGCUGGCGCCUGCCGCUUCGGGACACGGCCACGUCUUCCUUCUAGAGGCAGAAACGACCACAGCCGACUCUCAGCAGAACACGAGCUCAGUCCAGCCACCAGUGCAGCCGGGCAACGCGUCGUCGCUCGUGUUCCCCUCGUGCACCACCGACGCCGGCUGUCCCGGGGCCCUGAUGUGUGUGGAGGGGACGUGUGGCUGCCCCUUCUCGCGCCCAGUGCUCAUCCUGGGCGGCAGCGGCAAGCAGAGGCUGAGCCCCCUGUGCGAGCCUCUGCGAGGAGUGCACGAGGCGUGCGUGUGGUCCGAGCAGUGCGCCGCCGCUGAUCCGGGCCUCGACUGCAGGAAGGGCCGCUGCCAGUGCGUCGGAAGGCCGUCGCCAUGGGGUGGAGUCUGCAGAGCACUGGACGGUAUGUGGAGCCUUCCAUCAUGGCUACCGACGACGACCGCUCGACAUAACCGGCUCCAACACCUGCUGCCACUUCGACUACCUAUAUCGCACUUUCCACUCCCGGUGACCCUGGUGUAUUCUCGGGAAAAGAUGAGAAGACGUCGAGGACAUGGGUCAGUCUGUACGAACGCGUCAGCACCAAUAACUGGAAGCGUCACAAAGCCACUCAUAUGGGCAUCCUGCUUUGCCGUCAUCGCUCUCAUCGUUGCGGGCUUAAUGUUCUGCUUCGCCCAGCCGCCAAACCGCCACAAUUCGGCCUGCUUCUCCGAGUCGUGCCUUCUCUCGCCGUCGACCGGAAGCGUGUUGAACAACCUGGCCGCGCAGCGCCUUCUCUUCUCCCGUCGCAAGACGGACAGCGCGGGCGACUCGCGCAGAACGAGCGUCGGCAGCAGCGUGCGCCGCGGUUCGGCGCCUCGCGAGGGCGCCCACUGCACAGGCGCCAGGAACCUGUCGGCCGCCAGCAGCUGCAAGGCGCCGCCUCCUUUGCCACGCGGCUUUCUCUCCUGCCACGGGCUGCAGCAGCCCCUGGAUGAUCCCCGCGGAGACCUGGGCCGCAGCUCGUGCAGCCUGACUGCGGAAGGGGCGAGCUGGCCGCCCGUCGUGCUGCUCGAUCGGUCAGAGACGAGCCUUGAGCUGCAGGUUAUCUCCCUGGACACCCUAAACGCGCCGCUCGCUUCGGUACAUUCACUGCGACGGGCCAGUGCACCUGCCUUGGUCCUGAGUCCCUGCAGAAGCCAGGCGGACGCGUCCCAGGCGGUCGCAUCUUCACCGCACGUGCGAUCGGAAGGCGGCGAACCGGCGGCAGCGCCCCCAGCGGUAGCGCAGAGUGUCGGCCAUGACUGGGCCUCGAAGCUGGGCGAGCAGCUGGCCAACGAUUCGUACGGCUUCACACUGGACAUCUCGCAGUCGUCGCUGCCGGCCGUGCUCUCCACCGUGUCGGGCGCCGUCGAUGCCGAGCAGCGAAGGGCCAGCAGACAAAGCCGGCUGCGCAGGAAUAUCUCCGAGUCAUUACGCCGUGAGCUGGCCGACGCUUGGCGAUGCAGCGGUACCCUGCCUUCUUCGCGACUCCUGCUACAGCCUCCUGUAUUUAUAUCACCUGACCACAUCAGCUCGGCUGCGGAGUCACCAGGGAGCGACUGAAAGCACCUCCGCUCACAGUGCAUCGUCAGCAAUGGCAGCAGAAUAGAAACUGGAGAUACUAAUGCAGCAAUGUUUCACACAACGUUCCGAAAGUGAACAUUCCCGGAAUAGAUGUUAUGCCGCGCCUGUAUCGUAAGAAAGCGUGAUGUCUCUUUAAAGAAGACGUGUCCCAUACUCGCCACUGAAACGCACAAAGGGGGACAGCCUAGCACGCCCCGUUUUUUUUCUUUUUUUGCGUUGCAUGCCAUGACAAUGUCUUUAUUUUAUGCUUGUAAUGUGAUUCAUUUGUUUUACCGCCACUUAUGGGAUAUCACGAAAACCAGGACGUCGGCAGUCGCCGUAGCGUUGUUUAUUGCGACCAAUGGUCACUGUUCCUAUAUUACUUGGUACGGUGCCCUUACAAUUGCACCUAAACAUUGCACUAGUUCCCUGUAGAAUGCCCAAGAAACCAUCAAUCCAGUUUCAGUGAUCA